This is a messenger RNA of Penicillium oxalicum, 1791 nucleotides long. Its product is annotated as Clr5 domain-containing protein. Bases 1 to 1791 code for a protein of 596 amino acids. The transcript has 3 exons. NCBI's taxonomy places the organism in Eukaryota, Fungi, Ascomycota, Eurotiomycetes, Eurotiales, Aspergillaceae. The record is from RefSeq and is a predicted model, not a curated record.
AUGGUGUACGAUUGGGCUGGGAAGCAGGAGAUUUGCUACCAGAUGUAUAUCCAGGAAAGAAAAUCCUUGGAGGAAAUAAUGGAAUACAUGAGGACAGCUUACAAGUUUGGCCCCAGUAAGCGUGCUUAUCAGACCCAAUUCAAACGAUGGGGGUUCCCCUCGAAACAAAAUCCCGCGCAUAAGAACGUCGAUCUAGUUGCCCGAGUCAAGGAAUUAUGGGAACGUAACACCAAUCAGCGUGACAUGCUUCGGAUCUUGAAUGAAGAGGGAUUCUCGAUCAAAGAAAGAGAGCUGAUGCGUGUGCGUGCAAAGAACCGCUGGCUGCUCCGCGUUCCCAAUGGCAUGAAAUCACAAUCGGCGGUUGGGUCGCAUAGCACACAGCCGGAUGACGAGGGGCUUCUUGCCCUGCAGCAGGAAGUCUACAAACAGGAGAUGUCAUAUGAAGGAGCGGAUUCCAUGUCUGUGGAGUCUGGACCUCCGCCGCCGCCGCCGCCGCCUCCUCCCCCCUGCAGCGGAGCAAUCCCCGUCAUCGGCGCUGUCACCAGAGGUGAUGGCGAAGCGAAGCGACGUCGUCGGACACGGGGAUGGGCUGGUUUGCCGGCUGAUCCGCCCGGACCCCCUCGAUUCCCGUCGGAAACGACGAUCGACGAGAGUAAGCACUAUCUCAACUUGGAUAAUGUGACAUAUCGUCAGUUACGGGAUCACUUCCAGAGAAUUUGCGAAGCGGCCGGGUUUAUCAAGAAGACCGUCGCAGGACCGGAUCGAUGGCAGGCUGCCAAGGACAAAUUGAUCCAAGAAUCUCCACAUUUACAACAAGUCUUUGGUGCCGAGCCCAAUCAGCGCGACGCGAAAGCACUGGCGCUGGAUGUCGUCUGUACCGAUGUGACGAAGCGGAUGAGAACCCUUGAGCGGCGGAUGACUCUGGCUGAAGCGAAAAACGCGUUAGGAGUGAACCCGGAAGAAAGUCGCCAGAUUCGAAAUGCCUUUUACGAUACCCUCAAGGCGGAUCAUUUCACCAGCAAAUUGGAGGCGGGCGAUGAUCAUUGGGCGGAGCUGAAAGGAAGAUGGAUACGGGGCUCCCCGCUGCUCCAGCGAAUAUUGGACGGAGAUAAAGGCACUGUAGAACAUACGACCAAGUUAAAGGCCUUGGAAGUUCUGUGUCGAGAUGUUAUGAAGCGGCUUCGGGAUGAUCAGACCAAGCGAGACCCGGCACGGAAGAGGUCCAACCCUCGGACUUCAUCACAGGCAACUCCGUCAUCCAGCAACCCGCCCAUUCCGCAUGGCAUGAUAGAUCAUGGGAUUAGCAACGGCAUCAGCACGCUUGCAUCCCAAGCUUUGGCCAGCGCUCCCAUCUCGGCCAGCGAGCUCGGGGAUAUGCAAAUUGACCCGUCCCUACUCCAAGCGGCCAACGAUCCUGCUUCGUAUGCAGCGGACGCAACAGCACCACACGAGGCAGGAAACGCCUUUGAGUACAUGGACCCUAUGCUUCACUCGACCAUGCUCAAUCCAGCCGUCUGGUUUCAGAGUAGCCCUCAGAGUCAGAUACAAGGGGUACCGCUAAAGCCCUGGAUCGAAAAGCUGGCCACCCGAUCUGUUGAGGAAUUGCGCCAGAUUAUCACGUCUCGCUACCCUUACUCGAUUCUGAGUAAGAUUGAGGGCUUGGAUAAAGAUGAGCAUGACCACGAAACGCUCUACCCCAUUGAUGAAGACCAUGAAAUGGAUGCCUAUUUGGCUCAUGUCCACGAGAAAAAAGCCGAAGCUGUAUUUAUUUUCACGGUGGGUCAAAUCUAA